AUGGAGGGCUCUAACGCAAGACAAGCACGACUGUUAUAUCGUUUUGGGAAGCAACCGCUGAAGGAAAUCUUUCUCGAAUCCCAUCCAGAACUCGCUAGGCCAUUUCAAGGUGCCAACGCCGUCCGACGGUUUCCAGACGCUUGUGGAAUUGAAAUUAAUAUCGAAGUGUCUAUCAUGUUCGCCCACAACGAUCUUGUUUCACCCAAUAUUCUUCUAUCGCCAGGGCCGAAUCCAAAAGAAGCAGCGAUUAUCGACUGGGCCCAGGCUGGGUGGUAUCCUGCGUACUGGGAAUAUUACAAGGCGCGACGAGUAAGGGUUGAUCCAUACUACUUCGAUGAUGCUGGAGUGGUACACAAAGUAUCUGCCAAUUAUCCUGGAUCCAGCCGAUGA
This is a messenger RNA of Penicillium samsonianum, 390 nucleotides long. Its product is annotated as phosphotransferase enzyme family protein. The transcript has 2 exons. The record is from RefSeq and is a predicted model, not a curated record. NCBI's taxonomy places the organism in Eukaryota, Fungi, Ascomycota, Eurotiomycetes, Eurotiales, Aspergillaceae. The coding region runs from base 1 to 390 and encodes 129 amino acids.